Messenger RNA from Cotesia congregata, 342 nucleotides. Lineage: Eukaryota; Metazoa; Arthropoda; Insecta; Hymenoptera; Braconidae. The record is from the annotation of a GenBank genome assembly.
AAUGACAAUCCACCAACAGCGAAUCCCAAUACGAAUAAACUUCUAAUCAGCAGCAAAUUAAAUUUCACCCUAGAAGCCCUUAAACAAUCAGCACUUCUAGAAACCAAGGACAAUCUUUUCUUCAGCCCUCACAGUCUCCACGAAGCCUUGACCCUCGCCUUUUUCGGAGCUCGAGGUACCACUGAAGAGGGUUUGAGACAGGCUCUCCGGAUCCCCGACUCUUUAUCCAAAGUCGAUAUCCAGCGGUCUUAUGCCCUAGAAAAGUCCCUCAAGGAGUUCGCUGCCCUAACGGGAAAUGUGUCUACCAACUACGAAUUCAAAACAGCAAACCGUCUAUGGAUC